UUCUUAACAGAUAAUCUUUGUAAAAUCCCCUCUCCUCUCACUCUCUCUCUCUCUAGAAAGCUCGAAUUUUCAGAUCUGUAAUUUUUGUGGUCUCAGAUGGCUGUUGAAGUGCUCAGUCCCAAGGAUUGCCUCAAGCCUAGCUGCCUCGGCCGCCCAAGCCGCCCCCAGCCCGACGGCAAGAACCGAAGGCCCAGCCGGCCCAAUAACCUUCCUCGCCCGGUCCAGAAAUUCCCGGCCCCCCAAAACCUUGUCAUGGGUCAGGUCAAAAUCCUCAAGCGUGGCGAAGAAAUCUCUAAAACGGCGCUGGCUCCACCACUACAGAAGCAAAAUUUCAAGCCCCAAGUGCCGGCUCCGCCGCCACAGAAGCAGAAUCCCAAGCCCCAAGCUCCGGAUCUCGGAAACACGAACCGGAUGGGCCCGGAAACGAAACGGAUUGCCAAGCUGAGCAAACAGGCGGACCCGAACCGGACUGCCGGUUUCUACGCCGGAUCGUCGUCGUGCAUAGCCUCGCCGCCUCCAAGCUCUCUGCCUCUGCCAUCCUUUUUCGCCAAGAAGGGCGCUGCCACAAGCACAGAUGCUGCGGCAAGCGAGCUGCUGAAGCUUCUGCGGCUGAAUUUGUAGUUGGGCCGGCUAGUCCAUUGGGUCGCCGGUCCAGCAGUGGACCGCCAAAUUGCAGUGUAAAUUCUUGGAUUUUGGCUUAAUUUUCGAGAUGUGUGGUUGUCGUUCCUCCCCUUAUUUUUUCAAAGGGAAGAUGGAUGAAUUCGCAGUCGGAUCUAACGCUUUUUCUCCUUUUUAAUUUAUUGGUUGGAUAAUUAGUGUGCAGGGAUAAUACGGUCGGUCUGGUUUAGCGUUUAAUUUUCAAUUUGUUUUAGUUAACUUUUCUAUUAAUUAGGUUUAGGUUUAAGAAGAAGAUGGAGAUUAGAGCUGUAUCUCUAAAAUUAGGGUGUAUAUCCCCAAGUUUUUACGAUAUGGUUGCAAAUAAGUUUUUAAGUCAAAUUUGGUUUUAAAUUCCAUGUAAUUUUGUUUACCUUUAUCGAGUUGUUUUAUUUUUCUACUAUAAUAUAUUUUAUCUUGUGAUUGGAUUC
Malus domestica (apple) is the source of this 1085-nucleotide messenger RNA. RefSeq names its product pollen-specific leucine-rich repeat extensin-like protein 1. The record is from RefSeq and is a predicted model, not a curated record. NCBI's taxonomy places the organism in Eukaryota, Viridiplantae, Streptophyta, Magnoliopsida, Rosales, Rosaceae.